UCCUCCCACUCCUUUCCUCUUAGGCGUCGGAAUGGAUUCCGACAACAAUGAACGGUCCAGAUCAUGCCACGUGGUGGCCGUGCCAUUCCCGGGAAGGGGCCACGUCAACCCCAUGAUGAACUUCUGCGAGCUGCUAGUUUCAAGACGAGACGACAUACUUAUCACCUUCGUCGUCACAGAGGAGUGGCUCGGCUUCAUCGGCUCCGACAAUAACCCACCUCGCAUCCGAUUCGGCACGAUUCCCAACGUGAUCCCGUCCGAGCGAGUUCGCGCCGACGACAUACCCGGGUUCAUCGAAGCAGUGUUGACGAAGAUGGAAGGUCCGUUUGAGCGGCUCCUCGAUGGGUUUGAGCUACCGGUAACCACCAUAGUAGCUGAUACAUUUUUGUUCUGGCCGGUUCGCAUUGGGAAUCGCAGGAACAUUCCGGUGGUUUCGUUCUGGACGAUGGCGGCGUCCGUGUUCUCCAUGUUCCACCAUUUUGAUCUCCUUUUGCAGAACGGGCAUCAUCCCAUUGAUAUAUCAGAAAGGGGAGAUGAACGUGUGGACUAUAUCCCUGGACUUUCUCCAACGCGCAUAGCAGAUUUUCCGGCAUUACUCCACCAUAAAAACCCAAUCUUGCCUCGAACAAGAGAAGUACUUUCAUGGGUGCCCAAAGCUCAGUAUCUUGUGCUGGCUUCCGUCUAUGAACUGGAAGCUCAAGUCAUCGACACUCUAAAAUCAAUAUUCUCGUUCCCCAUCUAUCCCAUCGGUCCUUUAAUACCUUAUUUCAAACUCGGAGACAGGUCCUCCGUAGCUACUGCUGCGGAUGACCUCCACUACUUCCAGUGGUUGGACUCCCAACCUUGUUGCUCCGUCUUGUACAUCUCCUUUGGAAGUGUUGCUUCAGUCUCGAGUGCCCAGAUGGAUGAAAUUGCAGCUGGGUUGCGCGACAGCUGUGUUCGGUUCUUCUGGGUGGCACGUGGGGCAACUUCACGGCUGAGAGAGGUGUGUGGGGAGACGGGAUUGGUGGUGCCUUGGUGUAAUCAAUUGGAGGUGCUCUCACAUUCUUCUAUAGGGGGAUUCUGGACCCAUUGUGGAUGGAACUCCACCGUCGAAGGCCUUUUUUCUGGGCUUCAUUUUCUCACUUUUCCCGUAGGACUUGAUCAAGUUUCAAACAGUAAGGCAAUUGUGGAGGAUUGGAAGACUGGGUGGAGGGUGAAGAGAAAUCAGCCGGCCGGAGCUGAAACUUUGGUGACGAGAGAAGAAACUGUCGGGAUUGUGAAAAGGUUUAUGGACUCGGAAAGCAUUGAGGUGAAGGAAAUGAAGAGAAGAGCAAGAAAACUUCAGGAGAUUUGUCGACAAGCAACUGGGAGAGGUGGAUCCUCCGAAUCCAACAUCAAUGCUUUUAUUAGCGACAUUACGCAACUCCCCAGCCAUUAAGCAGAUUUCAGAGUGAUAAUAAUUUCAAAAUCAAUGAAAUGAUGUCAGAGCUCUACAGCUUCAUUGUUACUAAAUGAUUUGAAUAUAUGUUCUCAAUAUGCUUUUAAGUUAUUGAAUAAAAGAACAUAAAUGGCCUCCCAGCUUGAAUGAAGUGAGAGUCUGCUUUCUCAAA
Messenger RNA from Vitis riparia (riverbank grape), 1592 nucleotides. Its product is annotated as UDP-glycosyltransferase 87A1-like. NCBI's taxonomy places the organism in Eukaryota, Viridiplantae, Streptophyta, Magnoliopsida, Vitales, Vitaceae. The transcript is spliced from 2 exons. The record is from RefSeq and is a predicted model, not a curated record. Gene Ontology annotation, molecular function: UDP-glycosyltransferase activity. The coding region runs from base 32 to 1420 and encodes 462 amino acids.